AUGGAGCAGCUGAUUAGAAAGAAGCGAGCCAGAGUUGACUCGGAUGCGUCAGAAUUUAACUCACCGGAGGUAAAGAGACUCAGAGAAGAUCUCUUAGACGGUCUCGACGACUCCGAGUUUUGCACCGCAACUCAGGAUUUCGACUCGUUCAUGAAGAGUUUCGAAGAAGAAAUCUCAGCUUCGCCGGCACCUCCGGCAGCGGCAACGGCGACGGAAGUUGCGGAUUUGACGGAGGACUCCGAUGAGUCUCAGCCGGAGUUCGGGUAUCUUCUGGAAGCUACCGAUGACGAGCUCGGACUUCCUCCACCGGCGGCGUCGGAGAUUGAGUUGAUCAGUAAUGAGUUAUGGGAACUGGAAGAGCGAUUUCCAAAUUACGACUCGUUCGAGUUGGGAAUCGCUGAUUUGGUGGACUAUAAUAAUGCUAAUAAUGUUUGUGAAUACGUAGCGUUAGAUGGAUUGUUCGAUCAUUCGGAUCUUAGUUUCGGGUCACCCGAUUUUCUAUGGAGACCCGAGACGUUACCGGCAAAAUAG
Molecule: messenger RNA, 531 nt
Organism: Nicotiana attenuata
Lineage: Eukaryota; Viridiplantae; Streptophyta; Magnoliopsida; Solanales; Solanaceae
Exons: 1
Coding region: 1-531 (176 amino acids)
Source: RefSeq, a predicted model, not a curated record